UCUGCUCUACCAAAGGCUCUCUGGGAGGCUCGUACGCUGAGCAACGUACGCGACUCAUCACCUGCCUCGAUUAUUGAGGCGGUUAACCAGCUCAAGAAGGGGGCAGAAAUGAUGAUGCUCUCAGCUGAACUAAUGCGCGAUCGGAUUACUAGCCUUGAGAGAGCCAACGAAGCAGCUUCAACGCAUAGGUAG
Bipolaris zeicola 26-R-13 is the source of this 192-nucleotide messenger RNA. RefSeq lists its product as uncharacterized. The transcript is spliced from 2 exons. The annotation marks the transcript as partial. NCBI's taxonomy places the organism in Eukaryota, Fungi, Ascomycota, Dothideomycetes, Pleosporales, Pleosporaceae. The record is from RefSeq and is a predicted model, not a curated record.